Messenger RNA from Paramecium tetraurelia, 1282 nucleotides. RefSeq lists its product as uncharacterized. The record is from RefSeq and is a predicted model, not a curated record. The transcript has 7 exons. NCBI's taxonomy places the organism in Eukaryota, Ciliophora, Oligohymenophorea, Peniculida, Parameciidae. Gene Ontology annotation, molecular function: ATP binding; nucleic acid binding; RNA helicase activity.
UUUUUUUUUAAAUAAAAAGGACAUUGAAAAAUAUUUAUGGAUCAAGCUACAUAGGAUUUACAAGAAAAUUGGAACGAGCAAGUCGAAACUUUCGAAGAAUUAACAUUGAGCAAAGAUUUAUUGAGAGGCAUCUUCUCUUACGGUUUCGAAAGACCAUCAGCCAUCCAACAAAAGGCCAUUAAACCAAUCAUACUUGGCAAAGACGUAUUGGCACAAGCCUAAUCAGGAACUGGAAAGACAGGUACAUUCACCAUUGGUGCCUUACAAAGAAUUGACCCAAAUUAGAGAAAGACCCAAGUCAUCAUUUUGGCACCAGUCAGAGAAUUGGCAAAGCAAAUUUAUGAUGUUGUCAAAGGAAUAGGAUAAUAUUUAAAUAUCGAAGCCUUUUGUUGCAUUGGAGGAACCUCAACUCAAGAAACCAGAGAGAAAUGCAAAUAAGGUGUGCACAUCAUCAUUGCCACUCCAGGAAGAUUGAUUGACAUGAUGAAAAACAAAUAUUUGGAUGCCACAUUCAUGAGAUUAUUGGUUGUUGAUGAAGCUGAUUAGAUGUUGGAUCAAGGAUUCAGUGAUAACUUCGCUGAAAUCCUUAAAAUGGUACCAGGAGAUAUCUAAAUUGCAUUGUUUAGUGCAACAUUCCCAUAAGAAAUUAUUGAAUUGAGUAAAUAAUUCUUAAGAGAAGGAACAGCAAAGAUUUUAGUCAAGAAAGAAUAAUUGACCUUGGAAGGUAUUAGAUAGUUCUACAUUGCCAUUUAAUAAGAAGACCAAAAGUUCAGAGUUUUGGUUGAAUUAUACAAGAAUCUUACAGUUUCAUAAUCAAUCUUAUUUUGCAAUUCCAAAAAGACAGUCGAUGAUCUCCAUGAUAAAUUGACAGCAGAAGGAUUUACAGUCAGUAAAAUCCACAGUCAAAUGGAAUAAAAGGAAAGAGAAUAAGUUAUGUAAGAAUUCAAAAAGGGAGCUGCAAGAAUCCUAGUAUCGACAGAUCUUAUGGGAAGAGGUAUUGAUGUUCAAUAAUUAUCUUUGGUUAUCAAUUAUGAAUUCCCAAGACUCAAGGAAUAAUAUAUUCACAGAGUUGGAAGAGCUGGUAGAUAUGGUAGAAAGGGAGUUGCAAUCAACAUGGUCGCUCAACAAGAAGCUAAUCUCUUAUUAGAAGUUGAAAAGUAUUACAACACUAAAAUCGAUGAGAUGCCCAAGGAUUUGGCUGAAGUAGAGAAGGAAUUAAGUUGAAAAAUCAGUAUAUGUAUAAAUAAGAGUAUAUAUAUUAAAUUAAACCAUUAUUAGUAUA